UAAAAAGGCUGCAGCAGUGUGCACGUGUUGUUGUGUGGAAUGUGUUUACGUUUGUCUGCAUUCAACACUUGUUUUGUAGUCGUAAUUUUAUCAUUUUAUAGCACAAAUUCUAGAUAAAUAUGGCAAGUGCUUGGCGGUCUCUGCCUUGCAAAAUAUCAGAACUGCGACUGGAUAUAACACUAGCUUGUGGUCAAAGUUUCAGAUGGAAGGAAAUUCAACCAGGUAUUUGGAGGAGUGUCUUGGCUGGUAGAGUUUGGACCUUAAAACAAACUGAUGAUGAAAUUCUUUACCAAGUCCAUCCUUCAGAUGCAAUAGAACCAGACAACAGUGUGCGCAUCAAACAGGAAGUUCCUCCACCAAAGAAGGGUUCUAAGCUAAAACAGCCUGCUAAAAAGGAGACAAGAAAAGUGGAAGAUGGGGACACAAAAGUAGUUCAAUUCAUCAAGGAAGAGAAAAAAGAUACAACCCUAACCCUUGGAGACGACUACCCAACUAUCCUGAAAGACUACUUCCAGCUCAGCGUAAAUCUUGAGAAACUCUACAAGAAAUGGAAAGCUGCAGACAGCAAUUUCAACACCAAGGUUGCUCCAAACUUCCCCGGUGUAAGAGUACUUCGCCAAGACCCAACAGAGAAUGUCUUCUCCUUCAUUUGCUCAUCAAACAAUAACAUCUCUCGAAUCACAGGCAUGGUGGAUAAACUUUGCUCAUUCUACGGGAAGGAACUUGCAGUCUUGGAUGGUACGACAUGGUUCACCUUCCCAACGGCUGAGGCCUUAGCACAGGAUGGUGUGGAGCAAGUGUUAAGAGAUAAAGGAUUCGGGUACAGAGCGAAGUUCAUCAGUCAGACUGCUAAAUUUAUUGAGAAACAGCCGAAGGGAUGGUUGGAGAGCAUAAGAGAGUUGGAGUAUGAGGAGGCGCAUGCAGAGUUGGUGAAACUACCUGGUGUGGGAGCAAAGGUUGCUGACUGUGUUUGUUUGAUGUCAAUGGAUAAACCUAACGCCAUCCCAGUAGAUACACAUGUAUGGCAGAUUGCAUGUAGAGACUACAUCCCAACCCUUCACAAGACCAAGUCCCUGACUGACAAGGUGUACAAGGAAGUUGGAGAGUUCUUCAGGGCUCUGUUUGGGGAAUACGCUGGAUGGGCUCAUUCUGUUCUCUUUAGUGCUGAUUUGAAGAAGUUUCAACCCAAAACAGGACAGCUGCCAAACUCACCAGACAAGAAGAAAAACAGGAAACGUGAAUCAGGUGAUGCAGAGGUUGGCAAACAAUCCAAAGGACAGAAAAAGACAAAGAAAUAAGUCAAUUUAUCAUAUAAAAAAAAAUAGCGAAGGGAGAUGGCUAGUGUUUAUCUUUUAAUUUUACAAGAUUUUAGGUUUGUAUUAAAGAAAAACAUUGUAUUAACAUUUGAUUUCUUCUAGAAAGAAAACUUGUUUAAUCAUUUGAAUUAAAUGAGUUUUAAGCAAAUUUGUUGACAAAACAAACUAACUCAGCCAGUUCUCCCUUGUGUCUUUUUUAUUUGAUAAAAGAAUUGAAUUUUAAAGAAGAAUCUUGUGGAAAGAAACAAACAUUUAAAAGCGAGACUUGUUUACAAAACAAUUGAUGAGUUGGUUUCAUUGAAGAACCAUACUAAAACAAACUUUUAAGUUAAACAAAAAUCUGGUGAUGCAUAUUUAAUCCAAAGGAUGGAAAAAGAAAACAGUUGGUUUAUUAUAAACAAAUUGCGAUGUCAGAUGACUUGUGUUUUAUCUUUUUUUAAU
Messenger RNA from Asterias rubens (European starfish), 1757 nucleotides. RefSeq names its product N-glycosylase/DNA lyase-like. Lineage: Eukaryota; Metazoa; Echinodermata; Asteroidea; Forcipulatida; Asteriidae. Gene Ontology annotation, biological process: nucleotide-excision repair; base-excision repair, AP site formation; base-excision repair. Gene Ontology annotation, cellular component: nucleus. Bases 120 to 1298 code for a protein of 392 amino acids. The transcript has 5 exons. The record is from RefSeq and is a predicted model, not a curated record. Gene Ontology annotation, molecular function: 8-oxo-7,8-dihydroguanine DNA N-glycosylase activity; damaged DNA binding.